Molecule: messenger RNA, 2098 nt
Organism: Pseudopodoces humilis (Tibetan ground-tit)
Lineage: Eukaryota; Metazoa; Chordata; Aves; Passeriformes; Paridae
Product: serine/arginine-rich splicing factor 7-like
Molecular function (GO): RNA binding; zinc ion binding
Source: RefSeq, a predicted model, not a curated record
CGCAGCAGCUGUUGCUCUAUAUAAGGGUCGCGCCGGUCCGCGCUCGCGCUGUCGUCGGGAGGAUGUCGCGCUACGGGCGAUACGAGACCAAGGUGUACGUGGGGAACCUGGGCACGGGCGCCGGCAAAGGCGAGCUGGAGAGAGCCUUCAGCUACUAUGGACCGCUGAGAACCGUGUGGAUCGCCAGGAACCCGCCGGGGUUCGCCUUCGUGGAGUUCGAAGACCCCCGCGAUGCUGAAGAUGCUGUGCUUGGCCUCGAUGGGAAGAUAAUAUGCGGCUCCAGGGUCAGAGUGGAAGUAUCCACAGGGAUGCCGCGCCGCUCCCGCUACGACCGGCCCCCUGCCCGGCGCCCCUUCGACCCCAACGACAGAUGCUAUGAGUGUGGUGAGAAAGGCCACUAUGCCUAUGACUGUCACCGCUAUAGCCGGCGAAGGAGGAGCAGGUCCCGGUCUAGAUCCCGCUCGAGGUCCCGUGGAAGAAGGUAUUCCCGGUCACGCAGUCGCAGCCGUGGUAGGAGAUCCAGGUCAGCUUCCUACCGCAGGUCCAGGUCGAUCUCUCCUCGUAGAUACAGAUCAUUCUCACCCCGCAGGUCCCGCUCUGGUUCUCUAAGAAGAUCAAGAUCUAGGUCCAGGUCACGCUCCAGGUCCCGGUCUAUUGUAUGGCCUCGAAGCAGCCGCUCAAAGUCCAGAUCACCAUCUCCAAAGAGAAGUCACUCACCAUCCGGAAGCCCUUGAAGGAAUGAAAGUCCUAAAAGAAUGGGUUCAAAUUUAAGAGGUUUAGUAAAAAACAUAUUUUGUUUACAUUAUAAGGGAUUUUGUGAUGUAAGGGCUUAGUCCUAGAAGUCUCUUUCUAUUGACUAGCAAUUGGCAUGAAUCUCUAUCUUCUAAAGAAAAGUAUUGUUACCAGACUAAUACAAAACUCUUCUGUUGUGUUUGUGUUCUGUGAUCUGAAAAUGUUGGGCUUUUUUUUUUUUUUUAUUUUUAUUGGUGCAUUGAAUUAAACUGCAUUUCUAACUAAUAAAGCAGUUGUGGUAACCCUGCUGUUCAUAGUUGGGAUGGGGAAGCAGGCAGUGUGCCCCUGGGAUGAAAAACAGGGUGCAGGUUGGACAGGCACAUGUGUGCCUUCUGCAUCCCUGCAGAGCACGAGCUGGAGGGAGCAGGUACCAGUGCCAGUUGUCUGUGGAGUGUAUACUAUAUGUCUGUAUACCUUUUUUAGGAAAUUCAAGGGGUUUUGUGGAGAUGACAGGUCCUAAGCACAACCUGCAGGUCAUGUUCAAGUAGCAGGAUCUGUGGGGAACUGAGAGCUCAAGUUCCUCCUGUCUGACCCUGUCUGCCUGGUUCCAUCCUGGCAGGGAAGCGCACCUAGGGAAGGGCCUUACUGCUGUGCUGAUCCGUGGUUGCUUUGGGAAACCAGACUAUCCCCACUGAAUUAAUAAAAUAAUGCAGGAUCUUUGCCUAUUUGAUUUAUCUUUGAGGCUGAUGUCUGUUCUCAGAAUAACAAGGAAAUUGGAGUGCCAGGUAAUUUUAGGAAUGACACCAUCCUGCUUUCCCAGCGUGGCUGAACACCUGCCUGCUCAAGGAAAGUGGGGAAUAAAUUCCUCACUGCGCUGUGCCUGUGCAUGGCUUUUGUUUUUGUUUUAUUAAACUGCCUGUAUCUCGACGUGUGAAUUCUCUCACAUCCCAUCCUUCUACCUUCUCUCAGUGCCAGGUCAGGGAGGUGGAAUGGAGGAGAGGCUCAUUUAUGACAGCAGAGCUGCUGUGGCCAUUCUAUGCACAGGGAUGUUGGUCUUGGUACUCCUGUCAUCUUCCUCACAGGAGGCUGUGUUAGUGUGAAACUUCGACAAAAAAUUCAUGUGUAUUUUUUUAAAAAAUCAAACUGUUCUCCAAACAAUGCCCCUCCCUCCACUCAUCAUUCCUCAGGCUGAAGGUUGUAGCUCAGACUGGUGCUGGAGGCAGUGUUCACUCUGCUUUUACUGUGAAAGGGGACAGCCCACUCCUGGCACUUGGUAUUAGAGCAGCUUGGCUGCAGCAGUGCUCAGCACUGCAAUUAACAAGACCAAAGGGAGGAAAUAAUAGUUCAUUAUUGCUACAGCGUUUUA